Messenger RNA from Fonsecaea erecta, 2151 nucleotides. RefSeq lists its product as hypothetical. Gene Ontology annotation, biological process: tRNA processing. Lineage: Eukaryota; Fungi; Ascomycota; Eurotiomycetes; Chaetothyriales; Herpotrichiellaceae. The record is from RefSeq and is a predicted model, not a curated record. Bases 1 to 2151 code for a protein of 716 amino acids. The transcript has a single exon. Gene Ontology annotation, molecular function: tRNA (uracil(54)-C5)-methyltransferase activity, S-adenosyl methionine-dependent.
AUGUUUCUGAGUCGUCGCCUUCACAGCGCACAAGACUACUCCGCUCCCACUUCAUUCCUUCCCAUUCGUCGGGCAACCAACAACAAUACCCCAGCGAUUCGUAUUAGAUUCAACAGGCGCACCGCACCAGCCUCCCCCAAUUUCGAGCCGUUCAACCGCAGAAAACCCCGCAAGCAGCGAUCUUCGGGGGAGUACAAUGCGGCAUCGAUCGCGGCGAGGAUGGAGAAAAUCAACAACAGAGGCCCCCUUGGCCGCGCGAAGCGGCACCGGCUCCAGCAGCAGCUGUCGCGACUGAGGGACGGCACACCCGAGCAGGUACUGACCAUCGAGGCGGAGACGCUUCUCGCGAAACAGCAGCAGCAGCAGCAGCAGCACGAUGGGGGUGAAGACCACGAUGAGCAGGUAUCUCGAGAUGGGGACCGGGGAUCCAAGGAAGGACACGACCAGGAUCCCAACCAGGGCGACAAGAGCCGCUCCAAAACCUCGUCGUCACGCAGCUCACGUCCGGCCCCGCACACGGAGCUCGAGCUGGAGAUUGAGGAACUCUCGUCCACGGGCGAUGGCCUGGCCUACGCCCCCGAGAGCACGGACUACAUCUACGUCGUCCCCUUUUCAGUGCCGGGCGACCGCGUCCUGGCCAAGACGUUCCCGCAACGCGACGAGAGUCCACUGUGGACGCGGGUCGACUUCGUCAAGUUGGUCCGUGCCUCCCCGCAACGUGAGGGCGUGACACCGGGCUGUCGGUAUUUCGGCACCUGCUCAGGCUGCCAGCUGCAGAUGCUGCCGUACGCGGCGCAGCUGGCGCACAAGAAGACGAUCGUGGAGAAGGCCUUCCGCUACUUCUCGAACCUGGACCCGUCGCAGGUCCCACCCGUCGACGACACCGUCGGGUCGCCCCUGCAGUACGCCUACCGCACCAAACUGACCCCCCACUACAGCGCGGGCCCCAAGUCCCGGCCGCUCCGGAAAGGCGACCCCCCGCCGCCCUUCGGGUUCAUGCGCAAGAACUCCCCCCGCAUCCUGGACAUCGAGCAGUGUCCCAUUGGCACGCCCAUCUUGAACGAAGGCCUCAAGAUCGCGAGGAACAAGAUGCACGAAUCGUUUUGGAAGAGCAACACCGGCGCCACCGUCCUGUUGCGGGAGUCGACCCGGCGCGAAAUGAUCCCCUCGACCUCGACGGCGGAUGCUCCCGGGGGAGAGGACACGGUAUCGGGCGAAGACGCAGAAAAGGGAACGAAAGAAGUCACCAAAGAGGGAGAAGAAGCCGACGAGGGACAGGUUCUGGCCUCUGACUCGAUUCCAGAUCUCUCGUCCCUGCCGCUCGCGUAUGCCGGUGAACCCCUAUCAACAGAGCUGUCCUUCCCUUCUCCCACCGCGCCCCAGAUUAUAUACACGUACCCGCGCUUCCGAGACAUCAAAACCUACACGUCCGACAACAAGGCCCUCACGACCGAGCACAUCGGCCCGUACACCUUCACCACGCGGGCCAACAGUUUCUUCCAGAACAACAACUCCAUCUUGCCGACGUUCUUGGCCUAUAUUCGGGAGAACCUGCUUCCCAUGACGACAUCAUCGCCCCCAGCAUCAGCAGCAACCGCCACGCCCACACCCGUGUCGUGGAUGUCGAACGUCGAGCCCGCCGAACCCUCCGUGAAGAUCAAAUACUUGCUCGACGCCUACUGUGGCUCGGGCCUGUUCAGCAUCGCCCUGGCGCCGUACUUCUCGUCGGUGCUGGGCAUCGACAUCGACGCACUCUCCAUCUCGUGCGCGCGGGACAACGCCAAAUUGAACCACCGCACCAACACCCUCUCCAAAACGGGCGAGAGCAACACGGGGUUCAUUGCGGCCGACGCCCAGGCCCUGUUUACCGACGUGCCGUUCCCGCCGUCGCAGACCCUCGUGGUGAUCGACCCGCCGCGCAAGGGCGCGUCGCCGGACUUCCUGCAGCAGCUGUGCCACUUCGGCCCCCGGCGCGUCGUCUACGUGAGCUGCAACGUCCACACCCAGGCCCGCGACGUGGGCAUGCUGGUGGCCGGGUUCGGGGGCCGGUGGCGGUACAGCAUCGAGAAGCUCGGCGGGUUUGACUUCUUCCCGCAGACGGGCCACGUCGAGGGGGUAUGUUUCCUGAACCGAGUCGAGAGGGAAGGGUGA